Messenger RNA from Alosa alosa (allis shad), 5170 nucleotides. It is a transcript of the gene sh3bp4a, whose product is annotated as SH3-domain binding protein 4a. Gene Ontology annotation, molecular function: protein binding. The record is from RefSeq and is a predicted model, not a curated record. Lineage: Eukaryota; Metazoa; Chordata; Actinopteri; Clupeiformes; Clupeidae. Gene Ontology annotation, cellular component: cytoplasm.
CAAGUCUUACAGAGGGGGAACAACCGAACUACUCAACUCGAAGGUCUUGUCUUUUUUUGGAUGAGUUUUAAAUCGCCUGUAUGCUAAUGCAAAAAACAAGUGAAAUGGAGAGUCACCAAUGACUGAUGCGUAUUUGCUAAGAAAUGGGAAAGUAGCGUUACCAGGGCUACCACCACUAUGGCCGCCCACCGAAUCAGAGUGACCAACAACAACAACAUUCUUCCACGCUGCAAGUCAGAGGGAACGCUCAUCGACCUCAGCGAUGGCGUGUCAGAGGCUACUCUCACAGAUGUCAAAGUGCCUUCUCCCAGUGCCUUACGCUUGGACACAUCGGCCUCCUUCGGAACGGCACGAGAGGUGGUGGCCAUCAAGGAUUACUGCCCAUCCAGCUUCACCACACUGAAGUUCUCCAAGGGCGACCACCUGUACGUGCUGGACACGUCCGGCGGGGAGUGGUGGUACGCCCACAACAACACGGAGAUGGGCUACAUCCCCUCCGCCUAUGUCCAGCCCGUCAGCCACCGCAACUCUUCGCUCAGCGACAGCGGCAUGAUAGACAAUCUCGGGGACGUGUCAGAGGAGGGGGCCAGGGAGCUGGACCUCCUUGGCGAGUGGAACGGCGUAACCCUGACGCCCUCACUGCCUUACAGUUGCAACCCUUUCUCCGCCAUGCGUUCGUCCACCAAUCCUUUUCUCAACGGGUCAAUGCAGGGGCUGCUGCUGGACCAGAACGUCCAGGAGAAGGCCAACCAGCGCAACGCCAUGGACUUACUGCUCUUUGACAAUUUUGCACCUUCCCCAUCCCCAUCCGCCACCAGCACGAUCACCAACACCACCACCACCGCCAUGACCAAUGGACACAGCAAUAGCAUCUUUGACCACACGCCUAUCAGCCCGAACAUGGAGGCCUUGGGGAUGCUCCGCAAAGACAACCCGUUCUUCCGGAGCAAAAGGUCCUACAGCUUAUCGGAGCUGUCCAUCCUUCAGUCUCAGUCCAGCCCGCUGCCUUCCAACGGCUUCUUCAGUGGCCUCAAGGCGCCCUCGCCCGAGCAGUUCCAGAGCCGGGAGGACUUCCGAGCGGCUUGGCUGAACCACAGGAAGCUGGCCCGCUCCUGCCACGACCUGGACUCGCUGGGCCAGAACCCCGGAUGGGGCCAGACGCAGCCCGUGGAGACCAACAUCGUUUGCAGGCUGGACAGCAGCGGCGGAGCGGUCCAGCUCCCCGACACGCACAUCAGCCUCCACGUCCCUGAGGGUCACGUUGCCCCCGGCGACACGCAGCAGAUCUCCAUGAAAGCCCUGCUGGACCCUCCUCUGGAGCUCAACAACGACCGCUGCUCCACGGUCAGCCCCGUGGUGGAGAUCAAGCUCAGCAACAUGGAGGUGAAGUCCUUCGUCACGCUGGAGAUGAAGGUGUCUGUGGAGGUCAAGAAGGACCGGACGCACCUGGCGGAGGUGCUGUGUGUACGCAGCGACUUCAAAGAGGGCCCGUACGUGCCCGUCCCCCAGGCCUACAUCUACAGCGACACGGUGCAGGUCCAGCUGGACAAUCUGGAGCCCUGCAUGUACGUGGCCGUCGUGGUCCAAGCCCGGAACGGCUCCAUCAGCUCCACGGUCUGGGAGCACAUGGCGAAGAAGUUGACUCUGGGCUUGUACGGGCCCAAACACAUCCACCCGUCGUUUAAAACGGUGGUGGCCAUCUUCGGCCACGACUGCGCCCCAAAGACGCUGCUGGUGAGCGAGGUGGGGAAGCAGGUCCAGGCGUCGGCCCCGCCUGUGGCCCUCCAGCUCUGGGGGAAGCACCAGUUCGUGCUCAACCGUCCCCAGGACCUGCAGAUCGGGAUGUACUCUAACAUGUGCAACUACGAAGUGAAGGCCAACGAACAGGCUCGGUCAGUGCGGGGCUUCCAGGUGAAGCUGGGCAAGGUGAGCCGGCUGAUUUACCUCAUCACGUCGCGCAACGCCGACGACAUCGCCGACUUCACGCUGCGCGUGCAGGUCAAGGACGACCAGGACUGCAUGCUGGCCCAGUUCUGCGUCCAGACGCCCCAGCCGCCGCCCAAGACCAACGUGCGCUCCAACGGUCAGAGGAGGUUCCUGAAGAAGAAGGAGGUGGGGAAGAUCAUCCUCUCGCCCCUGGCCAUCACCACCAAGUACCCGCAGUUCCAGGAGCGCUGCAUCACCAACCUAAAGUUCGGCAAGUUGCUCAAGACGGUCAUCCGCCAGCACAAGAACCAGUAUCUGCUGGAGUACAAGAAAGGGGACGUUAUCGCCCUGUUGAGCGAGGAGCGGAUCAAGCUGAAGGGACAGCUCUGGACCAAAGAGUGGUAUAUAGGAUAUUAUCAGGGAAAGACGGGUCUCGUGCACGUCAAGAACGUUCUGGUCUUGGGGAAAGUCAAGCCCAUCUACUUCUGUGGGCCGGACCUGACCACGACGAUUCUGAUGGAGCAGAUUCUGAAGCCGUGCAAGUUUCUCACGUACAUCUACGCAUCCGUGCGGACGGUGCUGAUGGAGAACGUGGGGAACUGGCGCGCGUUCGCCGACGCUCUGGGAUACGGGAACCUCCCCCUGACCUUCUUCUGCCGGUCGGAGCUGGACAGUGAGCCGGAGAGAGUGGCCUCGGUUCUGGAGAAACUCAAAGAGGACUGCAACAACCUGGACAUCAAGGAGCGCAAGUCCUUUCAGAAGGAGCUAAUGUCUGCCCUUUUGAAGAUGGACUGUCAGGGCCUAGUGGCACGGCUCAUCAUGGACUUUGUGCUGCUGACCACAGCCGUGGAGGUGGCGCCGCGGUGGCGUGAGCUGGCGGAGAAGCUGGCCCGAGUGUCCAAGCAGCAGAUGGACGCCUAUGAGGCUCCGCACCGGGACAAGAAUGGCCUGCUGGAUAGCGAGGCCAUGUGGAAGCCGGCGUAUGACUUCCUGCUGACGUGGGCGGCCCAGAUCGGGGACAGCUACCGUGACGUGAUCCAAGAACUGCACUUGGGCCUGGACCGCAUGAGGAGCCCCAUCACCAAGCGCUGGAAGCACCUGACGGGCACGCUCAUCCUUGUCAACUGCCUGGACAUGCUACGCAGCUCCGCCUUCUGCCCCGCCCCUCAGGAUGAUUUCGCCAUCUAAGCCACGCCCCUACAACCACUCUACCCCUCCUCCUCCUCCGCUGUUAGUUGAAGCACCUCCUGGUCGGACUAAAAGCUCCAACAGGCCUUGAACUCUUGCAGUCAGGCUAUACCAGGCACACAACUGAAGUGUUCCGGAGCAUAAAAAUUGUUCUAGAAGACUGGUCUAAUUUUUUCGAAUCUACGCACCGCUGCCUCAUGUGGUCUAGCGAGUUCCAUAGAUGACAGUGGAAGAUAAUUGCUGCAGCAUACGCUCCACAAAUGGAACGCCUCAGUUGUGUGUACGUUAUAACCCGGCUGUUACUGUACAUGUGGAUCUUCAACCUGGCUUCUCAUAUAUACUGUAAAUGUUCUUGUAAACCCUGUCUAUUUUGCCUCAAACGAUCCUCGGACGUUGGCUGAAUGCUGAUCUUUCCCCUUCCCAGUGACGCCCUCAUAGUAAGCCAGUUCAAGCCAAAACACUGACGUGGUUUCAGCAUAGUUAUUUUUUUGAGAACACAAGGGUCGUUUCUACCUGGUAAUGUCCCUUGCUAUUUGUAUUUUUUUAAAGAAAUGGCACAGCAAUGAUUUUUAGAACCACUGUGACAAUUUUCAAUGUCAGUUUUUAGAAAAGGAGAAAAAACACUGAAUAAAAAAAUUGGUUACGUUCAUUUUCACGCAGUGUUUUAUGUUUGCAGCUGCUUCUUCUCUCAUGUUGAAGUAUGUGAGGUCUCCACAUACAACCUGACUUGCUUUUCAGUUGCCAAAAUGAUGAACCCUCAGCCUUUAAGCUGCAUUUUAGUUGAGCAUUUUGCAGCAACUCAAGUUUGGCAUGACAAACUCACACUCACAUGCUAAUUUAAAAAUGACUGCCCACAGUUGUGUAAUCCUCAUUAAGCUCUCUGAGGAAAUGCUGUCUUAAUUUGAACUGGCAUUUACACGUAAGGGUUUUGUUCUAAUUAAAUUCCUAUAGAAUGCAGUUGAUUCAGUUUACACGGUGGUUAGCCCAGUGUAAAAAUGUGUGUCUCCUUUGUGAUUCAGUAACAAAUAUGCUGCUGCUUGUUAGCUUCUAUCCUGAAUUCACCAGAUAUCGAUCGAUGUUUCCCAAGCAUUAACAACAACUGCGAUAUUACUAAAGAAUUAAUGAGAAAAAACACUGCUUUAAAAAGUGAAUGAAGUUAGGAGAGCAUUCUGAGAGAGUGUUUUUUUGUGUCCAGCCAGUGCAAACUAUCCCAGAGUUUUGAUGCCCAUUCCAAUACACUUAUGAGAGUCUUACAAAUGGUGUUACAGCAGAGUUUUGGUCACACAAAAACCCUCAGAGUAUUCUGUUGCAGUAUUAUUUCCGUUAUUGCUGUGUUACCAAUAGGAUCUGUGGAAAAAAAUAAAUGAGUUUAUGCUGUAAUUAUGUAUUUAUGACGGUUUGGUUCUUAUUGUUGCCAUGGUUUACUAUAUAAUUCUCCUUUCAUGCGAUUUAUUUGCCCUUGCGAAGCAGGUAUUGAAGGAAAAGAAAGGAAGGGUAUUUUUGUUUUGUUUUGUUUUUUUGUUUUUUUGUAGUCUGUGUUUUCUGCUGUUUUUUUCCCUUAAUUACAUGAUUCGGCAAUGCCAACAAUAUGAAAAGACAAAGGAAAAAAUCAACCUUCAUUGCAAGGCUUUGCUUUCUGUCAGCUUUCCCCUCCAAUCGCUAGUACUGUACUGUACAUUUGCUGGAUUUCUGUUACUGUUUGGUGACUGCAUCUAUAUCUGUGGGAAACUGAAUGUAUAUAUUCUGUAUGGUUAGAACAAUUACUUUGUUUUGACCUUUUUGUCUUUUUGUUGCUUUUGUUUUUUUUUUUGGUUGGUCUCAUAGAUCUGUGGAAUUCAUUUUUUUUUAAUGAUUGGCAUACUGCUCUUUUGGGGAAGUUCAAUCAAACUAUUUAGCCCUGAUUGCCUUUGUGUUUGCCACAAGUCAUUGUGACUAAAUUACUUGAUUGAAAUUCCACCGCUUUUGUCUUAGUUUCUGCCAAACAUGUAGGGGGAACAAGCUCCAACUGUGCUGUUACAUUUUGUUCCCAUGGAUUCAAUAAAACAGCUGUCAGGUA